Trichoderma asperellum CBS 433.97 is the source of this 1811-nucleotide messenger RNA. The record is from RefSeq and is a predicted model, not a curated record. NCBI's taxonomy places the organism in Eukaryota, Fungi, Ascomycota, Sordariomycetes, Hypocreales, Hypocreaceae.
AUGGAGCGUCGCACAUUUGAAGCUCCCAUGGAGUGGGAGUACCAGAAUACAGGGCCCAUCGAUCUGACGAGCCCGUUUGCGCAGGUGGCCAAGAAGCGAUCAGACAACUGUGGUUCGUCGCCCAUCAAGUCGUCGUCCGCGAGCGGUUCGUUCUCCGUCUUUGGAACGCCGUCGAAGCCGCCCACGAAGUCAUUCUUCACCCCCCAGCUCGCCCCCAAGGUCGUUGCGCCGCCGUUUCGAAAUCCAGCAUUCACCACGCCGAGAAAAAUGGACGAGUCCUUCUCCUCCUUCACCACCGUCGCCGAGGACAGCCCAGACGCAACCGAGGCCUCGGCAGCUUCAGCAGUUGCAGCGCUGCCCAACGACACUUUGGAAUCAGAGCACUUGAGCGAUGUGACAACGAGCACCAUCACGACUCCCACCAAGAUCGACAAGGCCUCUCGCUACACCAGGGGGUCGCCUCGGAGGUUUGCAGCCGGCAGAGGGGAAAUCCGGCCAGUCAGCAGAGAGUCCCCGCGCAAGGAUAUGCAGGUGCUGAGGAAGAGGAAGCGCCACAACUACGACAAGGACGUUAGCAGCGUGAUCCGACACAUGCCGCCAGAUUGGGAGGGCGAUGCCUCGGACACGGACACGAGCGCGGUGUCGUAUGGAGGCACACCACUGGGCACAAAUGCGUCGCUACAUCCCCAUCCAUCAUCAUCAUCACAGCAGCGCCUGCAACAGCAGCAUGGCCCGAAACGCGAGGGCUGGUUUGUCUCUGCGUUGGGCACAAUGGACCGGUACCCGGGAGCUCCCGACCACAUCUACCGAUGGCUGCAGCUGGGACUCAACUGCUUCAUCAUUGGUGUUAUUUUGUUCUUUGGUUGGAGCGUUGUUGACGCUGUGCGAUCAGACAUCCGGAACGCCAACGAGAUGGCGCGGAUGGAAAUCAAAAGCCUCAUAUUAGAUUGCCAGAACCAUUAUAUCAGCAACGGGUGCGCCAAGAAUGACCGGCCAGCGCUGAUUGAGAUGUGUGCUGAGUGGUACGACUGCAUGACGCAGGAUUCGGAUGCCAUUAUGCGCGUCAAAGUCACAAUCAAGCAGGUGGCCGAUGUCAUCAACGAGUUUGCCGACGCAAUGAAUCUCAAGGCCUGGCUCCUGUUCGGCGCUAUUGCCAUCUUCGUCAUCUUUGCCAACAUCAUGAUUGGAUGGGGACGAUCCAAGACCCAGCCAGCGCCAGUACAUCCGCCCGCCUAUUCUCACGUUCCUGUUUUGGGGCCAGACGUCACGCCAGCGCAUUUCAGACAACGCUUUGAGAGUCCUGGGAAACACUUUGACACCCCCAGGUCACAGCGAUAUGCUUAUAUUGAGGACGACACCGAUUUUGACAUGUCAACUCCCAAGGCUCUGGGGCAAGGCUUUGGGUAUAUGCCAGCAGGGCGCCGCAGCCCAGGCAAGGGGGAGUGGUCAGCAAGUACAAUCAAGUACCACCGAAGUCCCAGCAGGGGAUAUUAAAAGAUGAAGCUAAAUUGACGAAUGGGUAUUUGCAUUUCGAUUGGUGUACACUAGGAAAAUUGGUCUGUUGCAUGUUUCAUGGAUUGGAAUGGAAUGGAAUGAUUUUUGUCGGCGUUGGCAGGGAGGGGCUGUGAACAGCUAUGUGGAAUUCGGUAUUAGGGUGGUGCAUCAGAUUCAUGGCAAAAUUCAGCUUAAAAGGAUUAUCAACAUUGAACAAUUGGUAGGACAUUGUCGUUCAAAGCGUGUGACCGGUUAGCAAUAUAUUGACGGUUUAUGAGCGAUGCGCAAUGUUUCCCAUUUUUUUGAUUAUACAGCUU